Molecule: messenger RNA, 303 nt
Organism: Geodia barretti
Lineage: Eukaryota; Metazoa; Porifera; Demospongiae; Tetractinellida; Geodiidae
Source: the annotation of a GenBank genome assembly
AUGGGGCGUGACUUCUCACCGUGUCCGGGGGGCCGUUCGCGCGACGACGGACCAUGGUGCGCGGAAGCGUUCCGGGAGGAUACGUUGCGCCCGGCCCUCGACGCCGAGGACGUUGUCGUGCUCCACCUCGACUGCGCGGAGGGCUACGGCUCGUCGUUCCUCAGCGAGGCGUUCGGCGGGCUCGUGCGCCCCGGGACCGGGGGCUUCACCCCCGAGGAGCUGCACCGCAAGCUGCGGCUGGAGAGCCGCGACGCGAUCCUCGUGCGGGAGAUCUGGUCCUAUAUCGACCACGCCCACGCCUGA